CUCGGCCAUCGUGGUGACACCGGGUCCAGAUGACGUCCUCUCCCGGGCUCCCGAGGGCUGUAUUGCGGUGCACGUUCUCUCGGUGUCCAUGGGGCUCCGCUUCCCCCUGCACCCUUUCCUCCGGGAGUACCUCCGGUUCGUGGGUCUGGUCCCCUGCCAGCUGACCCCGAACAGCCAUUCCUACAUUACUGGCUUCCUCCAGCUCUGCAAGUCCCGGGGGGUGACGCCUAGCCUGGACCUCUUCUUCCAGAGCUUCAAUCUGUGCUGGGGGGCAUGCGAAUGUCGAGGGCUUCACAAACUUGCAGCAGGUGGCAAUGUUCAAGCUCUUCACUGAGGCGCCCUCCUCGAACAAAAGGGUGGAAGGACCGGUGGUGCUACGUGAAGCUGACCGAGAGCCCCUUCCAGAGGGAGUUGCGUGACCGUUUCAGGAGGCACGAGAAGAGGAGGAGCGCCGCCCUCGAGAAAGACAGCCGGAUUCUGGCCAUGAUCCCGGAGGGCCGGGACAAGAAUAUUACCAUUAAGGAGUGCACCAAAGAGGGAGAUCUCUACACCCUCGGGUUCCGGCGGUAUCGCUUCCUGGGGGAGACAGAUGAGAAGUUCCCGGUGUUUGAGGGAGCCUCCGGAGGUGUCAAUAUGGAUCUCAAUGCCUUCGCCAACCUCAAAAAGCAGAAGGUGAAGGUCCCGGGCCAGAAGGAGCCCGUCAAGCAGAAGCCCCUCGGGGAGAUGAAGAAGGGCGGUGAGCCCUCGGGGGAGGCCGCAAAGCGGAAGGCUGCCGGCAAGGCCCCAAUCCCCGAGGGGAAGAAGCAGAAAAAGGGGGACGCCGGGAAGAAGGCUCCCCUGGUGGUGGUGGUGGACGAGCAUUCCGCCUCCGAGCCCAGUGCUCCGACUGCUCCUUGCCCGCCCUCGGGUAAAGGUGGCGAGGUAAGCUUGCCUCGGGAGGACAUACAGUUCUCCCUGCCGAAGGGGUCUGCCAUUACGCAUGGCAUAGUGGACCCCCGGGAAUUUCUGGGCGGGGCUACACCCGCUCUGGACAGGCGGGCCCUCGGGAAGCUGGAUGAUGAAGCCCUGGAGUCCAAAAUCCUCCGGUCCUCUCUUACCGCUUGCAUAGCCCUCGGCGAACACGCCAGGAGGUUCGACGAGUGGCGCCUCCAGAAGGCGCAACAGGAGGAGUCCCUCAAGAAGCUUAUUCACGAUAAUGCCGAGGCCAUGAGGCAGAUGGCUCAACUGGAGAGGGACCUCCAGCAGGCGAGGGCGGAAGCAGAGAGAGCGGCCAAGGAGAGGGUGGAGAUGGAGAAGGCGGCUGCCGAGGCUGCGAAGAAGGCCCUUGAAGACGCCGAGGCCGCAAAAGCAGAGGCCGCCGCUGCUGCAGUCGCUGCCUUCAUGACCGAGGGCUGGAAGGCCGAAGGCCAUAAAGACUAGGUGGCCUCGGUCAUGGAGAGUUCUGCCGACGGGUGGGUGAAGGGUCUCGGGGCGAUGUGGCUAGCCCGAAAGGGUGAAGAUUACUAUGCCGGGGGGGAGUUCUUCACCCAGGCCCUAAUCUACAGGAGGCUCGCCCGGCACCUAAAAAUAGAGCCAACGGCCUUCGACCCGACGACAUACGGUCUCCCCCUCCCUCCAGCCUGAUAUCAGAGUCCCCCUUCCCGAGGGCGUCGAGAGGCCGGAACUGGAAGAUUCAGAACUCCUGAAAGAGGCUGAGGGCGAUGAGGCAGAGGCUGAUGCGGAGGUCAUCUCGAAGCCUGCGGAAGAGGCUGCCCCCGGUGUUGACAAUAUGUGAUAUGUACUUGUAGUGUUUUGAAUACCUUUGCUUUUUGUUUGUAAUGAAUAUUCGUUUACUCUCGGCCUCGGCCAUAUUGUAACAUAUAUACUUUAACUCCUCCCUGAAUGCAUGAAUGUUGGCCUUCGGGCAUUUUGUAUAGUUCGUUUCCUCCGAGUGUUUUUCCUUGAAUGUAUGCCUUCGUCUCGUUUUGAAUGUA
Molecule: messenger RNA, 1973 nt
Organism: Cuscuta europaea
Lineage: Eukaryota; Viridiplantae; Streptophyta; Magnoliopsida; Solanales; Convolvulaceae
Source: the annotation of a GenBank genome assembly